GCUGCUGAUUGGCUGCUGAAGGCUUGGUCCCAUCCCAGUGACCCCAAAGUGCUGGAGGGAGGGGGCGGGGGUGGCCCGGUGCAAAGUGCAUCCCGAAAGCCCCCUGCCCGGAGCCCCUGCUGCUGGCACUUCGGAUUUGUAUGAACCGGGGUCUCGCUGCCCUGAGACCUCCCGUGUUCCCCAGCAACCGGGAGCCUUCGGCCCGGAGCGCGGCAGCCCCUUGCUCCGAGCCCUCAGACCGGGACUGCACCCCCACCCGAGCCGGGACUUCCUCCCUGCACCCCUGCCCUGAGGCUGCCCAGCGGCUAGGACCGCCGUCCCGCGUCUGCUCGGCUGUCUGGGUGCUCGCCGGGCUGGGGCCGUGAGGCACGGAGGAGGAUCAGGAACACCCGUGUCCGGCCCUGCUGGGGUGUUUGUUCAAUGGAGAAGUUGGUGAGUGUGGAGAAGGCUGAAAGGAGGAAGAGAAGCAGCAGCUGAGGAGACAGGUUUGCGCUGGCUAGAGGAGAGGAGAGAGCAGGAAGGGGCUGCCCAGCCCCCGGAGGAGCAGCGGAGAGCCUCUGACCAGCAUCCUCUAUCAAGGGUAAGAAACUCAUUCAUGCCGCAGUCUGGACACAUUCUGAGCGCCUUCCCCAUGAUGCUGUAUGUGCACAAUGGUUAUUAGGCAAUCUGCGUAUCAAGAGAAAGAACAUUUUUCCGUGAGGCUGAUUCCUGUGACCUAAUGAACCCUUUGUAAAAAGGGGACUCAGUGAGGAUGUUACACCACCAUUGUCGGAGGAACCCUGAACUCCAGGAAGAACUGCAGAUUCAGGCUGCAGUGGCUGCCGGAGAUGUUCACACAGUACGAAAGAUGUUAGAGCAAGGCUAUUCUCCGAAUGGCCGAGAUGCUAAUGGCUGGACUUUACUUCAUUUCUCUGCAGCCAGAGGAAAAGAACGAUGUGUUCGAGUCUUUCUAGAACAUGGAGCUGAUCCCACAGUGAAGGACUUAAUCGGAGGCUUCACUGCUCUUCAUUACGCAGCCAUGCAUGGCCGGGCCCGGAUUGCACGCCUGAUGUUAGAAUCUGACUACAGGAGCGACAUUAUUAAUGCAAAAAGCAAUGAUGGCUGGACACCGCUCCAUGUGGCUGCUCACUAUGGUAGGGACUCAUUUGUGCGACUCCUCCUCGAGUUCAAGGCGGAGGUUGACCCGCUCAGUGAUAAAGGUACAACGCCACUUCAGCUCGCCAUUAUCCGCGAGAGGUCAAGCUGUGUGAAAAUCCUCCUAGACCACAACGCCAACAUCGACAUUCAGAAUGGUUUCCUGCUGCGAUAUGCUGUGAUCAAAAGCAAUCACUCUUACUGCCGAAUGUUCCUUCAGAGAGGAGCAGACACAAACCUGGGUCGCUUAGAAGAUGGACAGACUCCUUUACAUUUGUCUGCCCUUAGGGAUGAUGUGCUUUGUGCACGGAUGUUAUAUAAUUAUGGAGCGGACACGAACACAAGGAACUAUGAAGGACAGACCCCACUGGCUGUUUCAAUAAGUAUUUCUGGAAGUAGUCGACCAUGUUUGGAUUUCUUACAAGAAGUCACAAGACAGCCCAGAAACUUGCAGGACCUGUGCCGAAUUAAAAUUCGACAAUGUAUAGGCCUCCAAAACCUAAAGCUACUUGAUGAACUACCAAUUGCCAAGGUCAUGAAAGACUACUUAAAACACAAAUUUGAUGAUAUCUGAUAUACACAGAACUGUGGGCAAGGUUAGGAGUUAUAUUCCAGAUACUUAAAAGGCUGUUGGCCUUGCACAAAGUAUAUCCUAUGCAAUUUCUGAUUUGCUGUGAAGUCAGAAAGCAGGUAUACACUUUUAGGUUUUGUUUUGUUUGGUUGGUUUUCAUUGUAGGGGAGGGAUUUAUAUAUAUAUAUAUAUAUAUAUAUAAACAUACACACCACAUGCUUGAAGGUCUUAAUUGGUUCCUUGGUCCAAGUUCAAGAGGUCCAAGCUUUCUAUACAAUAUUGCAUUUACAAGAAUUGUUUUUCCAAAAUGACACAAGCAAGUUUUGAGUGGAGAAUUUACCCUUUCCAAAUUUAUGGGUUCAUUGGCGUGCACGAUUUUGUAAACCAGCAGAGCACUUGUUAAAGUUCGGAGGCACAGUUUGACCUGGGGAGGUCCUGGGUUCUACUGGAAAAUGCCCUAAGAAAUUUUUUUAAGUGAUGCUGUCACCUCAUUCAUUUUUAAUGAGUACAAAUUGGCUGUUUCAAACUGUUCUUUUCCUAAUGAAUGUAGCUUUCAGAUGACAUAAAUCCAGUUCUGCUUUCCUGUUGGUGUGCUCUUGUUUUUAACUUAUUUUUUUAAACAACUGUAGUACACUACCCAGAGACUUUGGGUCUCAACUUCUUAGUUGACUUGUGUUUUUAAAAAAAUUAAUGGGGAAGAAAAUAACUUUAUAAAGCCAGUGUAUUCUGUUUUUGAAGCAGUGCCUCCAGUGCAAUACCCUUCUGGUGUAUUUUUAUCCAUUAUUUCACUUGAUGUUCCUCAUUCCGCAGCCGGCUUUGACAUGCCCGUGAGAACAGGAACUGCCACUUUAAUUUUAAUUGCAGAACCAUAGUAUGUCAGUUGCAAUUUCCUUUUUAAGCCUUGUCUUUUACUUCACUCUAAGUAGAAAACUUCAUAUCCUGGUAGUAGAGUAUUCUCUAAAAAUAGCCCAAAAUAUUGUUAAACCAUUGGCUGUAAUGCUUAAAUAAGAAUUCAGGGUGGUUUCAUGGUGUUUUUUUGCUUUUCGUUUUCCUUCCUGGUUAAAAAAUUUCUAAAGGGUACAGUUUC
This is a messenger RNA of Manis javanica (Malayan pangolin), 2792 nucleotides long. It is a transcript of the gene ASB7, whose product is annotated as ankyrin repeat and SOCS box containing 7. Gene Ontology annotation, molecular function: protein binding. NCBI's taxonomy places the organism in Eukaryota, Metazoa, Chordata, Mammalia, Pholidota, Manidae. Gene Ontology annotation, biological process: intracellular signal transduction. The record is from RefSeq and is a predicted model, not a curated record.